Molecule: messenger RNA, 2026 nt
Organism: Ilex paraguariensis (yerba mate)
Lineage: Eukaryota; Viridiplantae; Streptophyta; Magnoliopsida; Aquifoliales; Aquifoliaceae
Source: the annotation of a GenBank genome assembly
CCACCUCCUUCUUUACCAAAAAUCCAUGAUCAAUUCAUCAUUCUGAGUCUUUUGAUCUUAGCCUUGAUCGUCACUUUCUUGAAACAACAUGGCGGUCAUGGGAGAUUCAGCUCUUAUCUGUUCUCAGAUCAUCGCUAAAAACCCAGAUUUUAAUUCCAAGAAUCGGGUAAUCCACGAUGCGAUUUCUUUCCGUAGAGUAUGUUUUAGUGGGGAGAAGUUGAGAUUUAGAAAGGGUAGAGUAGGAGUUCGGGCGGUGAUGGAAGUGGGCGCGGAGGAGAGAGAGAGUACCGGUGUUUUGAAGAGUUUGGAGGGGUCUUUAGGAUUUGAUGUGGUGUCUGCAUCGGAAUUGAAGAAGAAAGGUUUUUUGGGGUUGAGGAAGACCAAGCUUGUUUGUACGAUUGGGCCGGCGUGUUGCUCAUUGGAUGAUUUGGAGAAGUUGGCAUUGGGAGGGAUGAAUGUGGCGAGGCUUAAUAUGUGUCAUAAUACGAUCGAGUGGCACCGGAAUGUGAUUAGGAAGAUAAAGAAAUUGAAUGAGGAAAAGGGGUUUUGUGUGUCUGUGAUGAUAGAUACAGAGGGCAGCCAGAUCAAUGUGGUUGAUCAUGGUGCUCCUUCUUCAGUCAAAGCAGAGGAUGGUUCAAUCUGGUCUUUCACUACUGAAAAUUUUGAGUGUUCUCGCCCAUUCACAGUUCAGGCAAACUAUGAAGGUUUUGCUGAAGGUAUAAAAGUGGGUGAUGAACUUGUUAUUGAUGGGGGAAUGGCGACCUUUGAAGUUAUAGAAAAGAUUGGGAAUGAUUUGCUUUGUAAGUGCACAGACCCUGGUCUACUCCUGCCUCGAGCUAAAUUGAGCUUUUGGAGAGACGGGAUACUCGUUGGCAAAAAUUACGAGCCCCCAACUUUGUCUACAAAGGAUUGGACCGACAUCAAGUUUGGAAUUUCUGAAGGUGUUGAUUUUAUCGCCAUGUCAUUUGUGAAAGAUGCAGAUGCUAUCAAGCAUCUAAAGAACUAUAUUUCAACCAAUUCCUCCAAAUCCAUAAAAGUUUUGGCAAAAAUAGAGAGUUUGGAAUCCCUCCAUAAAUUGGAAGAAAUUGUCAUAGCUUCUGAUGGAAUCAUGAUUGCGAGAGGUGACCUUGGAGUUGAAAUCCCGCUUGAACAGAUACCAACAGUGCAAGAGAAAAUUGUUCAUGUCUGCAGGAAGCUUAACAAGCCAGUGAUUGUAGCCUCUCAGCUUCUGGAGUCAAUGAUUGAAUAUCCUACCCCAACCAGAGCUGAGGUUGCAGAUGUUUCUGAAGCAGUUCGACAGUAUGCUGAUGCCCUGAUGUUAUCUGGAGAAUCAGCAAUAGGAUCAUUUGGGCAGAAGGCUCUUUCUGUCUUGGAGAUGACUAGCAGCCGAAUGGAACUAUGGAGUCGGGAGGAGAACAGGCAAAGUGUUCUUCAGCAGCAUCUACUUGGUGUAUCGUUGCCAGACCAGAUUGCUGAGCAGAUCUGCAAUUGUGCAGUAGAAAUGGCUAACAAACUUGGUAUGGAUGCCAUCUUUGUGUACACAAAACAUGGAGAAAUGGCGUCACUUCUGUCGCGCAACCGUCCAAAUUCUCCCAUAUUUGCAUUUACAAAUGACGACAGCACCCGGAUGGCUCUCAAUUUGCAGUGGGGUGUUACACCUCUCCUCACAGAUUUAUCAGAUGACAUGGAAUUCAACAUUGCCAAAACCGUCGAUCUUAUAAUAACAAAGGGGAUGGUGAAACAGGGAGAUGUGGUUCUGGUGGUCUCAGAUAUCAUUCCAAUUUCUGCAAUCCCAACCUUGUUCCAAUCAAUCCAGGUGAAAACUAUUGUUUAGGAGACAAUUCUCUUGAACGUGGUAAAUAAUUUACUGUCAUCGACUGUAAAGAAAGGAAACCAAUAGUUGAACCUUUACCCCUUUACACUGUAGUAGAAGAUAUAUAUUUGGUUUCUCUUAUUUUAGUUGGUAUGUAUCAUGCUACUAGUGUCAUGUACUUGGCUUUCAAGACUAUACAGUUUAUGAAAUGAG